This is a messenger RNA of Alosa sapidissima (American shad), 2029 nucleotides long. It is a transcript of the gene pmm2, whose product is annotated as phosphomannomutase 2. The transcript is spliced from 8 exons. Gene Ontology annotation, cellular component: cytosol. NCBI's taxonomy places the organism in Eukaryota, Metazoa, Chordata, Actinopteri, Clupeiformes, Clupeidae. Gene Ontology annotation, molecular function: phosphomannomutase activity. The record is from RefSeq and is a predicted model, not a curated record. Bases 113 to 865 code for a protein of 250 amino acids. Gene Ontology annotation, biological process: mannose metabolic process; GDP-mannose biosynthetic process; protein N-linked glycosylation.
CCUCCCACUGCUGCCUAGACUAGACCAGACGUAAGUCUUAAGUUCGUCUGUCUACCAACUGCUAACGUUAGUCCAGCGAGCGGGCGAAGCACGAAGAUCUGCAGAUAUCAACAUGGCCCAGGACAACACAGACACGAGCACGUUAUGUCUGUUUGACGUGGACGGCACGCUGACAGCAGCCCGGCAGAAGGCGACGCCUGACAUGUCAGAGUUCCUGACGCGGUUGAGGCAGAGGGUGCGAGUUGGGGUGGUUGGAGGAUCUGACCUGGUCAAAAUCAAAGAACAGCUGGGAGACGACGUGAUUGAUCAGGUGGAUUAUGUUUUUGCGGAGAAUGGACUGGUGGCCUACAGAUAUGGACAGCUGCACUCAAUACAGAGCAUACAGGCCUUUCUGGGGGAGGAGAUAUUGCAGGAUUUCAUAAACUUCUGUCUGGACUACCUGGCUAAGAUCAAGCUACCAAAGAAGAGAGGAACGUUUAUCGAGUUCCGUAACGGAAUGCUCAAUGUCUCUCCCAUUGGCCGAAGCUGCAGCCAGCAGGAACGAAUCGAAUUCUUUGAGCUGGACAAAAAGGAGCACAUCAGGGAGAAGUUUGUUUCUGUUUUACAAAAGGAAUUUGCUGGGAAAGGGCUGGCCUUCUCCAUAGGAGGUCAGAUCAGCUUCGACGUGUUCCCAGAAGGUUGGGAUAAGCGCUACUGUCUGGGCAUCGUGGAGCAGGACUCCUAUCAGACCAUCCACUUCUUUGGAGACAAAACCAACCCGGGAGGAAAUGACUACGAGAUCUUUGCGGACCCGAGGACGGUGGGCCACUCUGUGACGUCACCGGACGAGACACAGCGGAUCUGUCAGGAGCUCUUCUUCCACUGAACGCUCACACACACACAUACACACACACACACACACACACACACACACACACACACACACACACACACAGCGGAUCUGUCAGGAGCUCUUCUUCCACUGAACGCUCACACACACACACACACACACACACACACACACACACACACACUUAUCCCAAGACCUCACUCACUAACCUUGAGUCCCACACCAUCCUAUCCCAAAACACAAAGCCUGUUACCAUAGCAACAGAUUCGGACUGGCUGUAAUUCCGAGCAAGAUACUCCUGAUCCACUUCAGUCUGACUCGUCGCCUCCUCUCGUGAUUGAACUUUGACCUUUGAGCACCACAGACUAUUGCCACGACCAGCCCGUAUCCUCGGUCGUCUUCCGAACGGUGAUUUAGCUCUCUGCUUUUGGUUCUCAGGUGUGUGUGUGUGUGUGUGUGUGUGUGUGUGUGUGUGUGUGUGUGUGUGUGUGUGUGUCCAGCUGGGCUGUGAGGUUUAAAGUGCAUUUACACACUGACCAUAGCUGCCUAGGACUGUUGGAUCUGUUGCCCUACAGAAAAUGGUGUCUUCACGAUGCCAUAGUGUGUGUGUGUUUGUUUGUGUGUGUGUGUGUGUCUGUCUGUCUGUCUGUCUGUCUGUCUUAACGAUGCCAUAGUGUCUCUGUGUGGUCCAGGUUGUGCUGUGAUUGUAUGACGAUGUACGAUUAUAUGACGUCUUUAUAGAUGAAGGUUUAUCUUUAUGAUGCCGUUUUGUGUGUGUGUGUGUGUGUGUAUUCUAUGCGUACAUGCUGCACAUGUGUGUGUGUUUGCUGCAUGCUGCUUGUGGGCUUGUGUGUGUAAGGGCUUCUUCUGACAUGGUGCUGGCUGUUCCAGAUAAUACCAGACUUAUGAAGGAAGUCUGAAUCUUGAUCGCAACACGAUGCCAUUGUGAUGUCACAGUGCCUUUAUGACAUCGUAAUGACUAACUCAAAAACAUUCUGCUGUCUGGAAAUUAUGACGUCACAGUCAGUGUUGUUAUAUGUGCAGAAUAAUCCGAUUAAAGCAUCAAUUGGAUUAUUAACAGAAUACGUAAGAUUCCCAUUUAUAUGCUAGUUUAGCGUACAAACUGAUACAUACUAAUCAAAAAUAAAAAGAUUCCAUGAUAACAUUGAAGAAUCAUAAUAAAUUCCAACUGAAUUUGGA